Molecule: messenger RNA, 4089 nt
Organism: Endocarpon pusillum Z07020
Lineage: Eukaryota; Fungi; Ascomycota; Eurotiomycetes; Verrucariales; Verrucariaceae
Exons: 2
Coding region: 1-4089 (1362 amino acids)
Biological process (GO): chromatin remodeling
Molecular function (GO): histone methyltransferase activity; protein binding
Source: RefSeq, a predicted model, not a curated record
AUGGACCUCCAGAAUCUCGUCAGGGAACGGGGUUUUCUUCCAGGACGACAGAUUUGCAUCGCUCAGGCUCAGCCCAAGAGAAGACCCGGAGUGAAGGAGUAUCACGAAAUUCGACACCGAGAAGAAGUUUACAGCAGCAAUGGAUUUAAACCUGGGCGAAGUCCACGGACGGGUAAGUUUGUCAUCGGUAUCAACCAUGAUAAGAGAGGCUUGGGUCAAAGAAGGACACCAAGAAGUCUUUCAACAGAUACACAGCAGACGCAUUUGAAUGAAAGCGAUAGCGAUGAUGCAAAUGCAAAGUUGCUGCGCAGCAUCAAUCAAGCCUCUGCUAUGUACAACAAAGAAUCACAAGAAAGUCCAGGCCCCCAUAUGGCAGCGCCUGCAGAAGAAUUCCACCACGAAUAUCCACAUGGAAGUCAGCCAGAGUACACUUCACCACAUUCACCAUUAAAACCACUCUCUCAUCUAGGCAGUCCGGAGUUAGGAGAGCGCUUUACUGAAAUGGACGAUGUAGAGCAGGCAUCUGAAAGCCGCUCGGAAAUUGACAGAGAUACUGCGAAUUCUGCACCACACUCAGAGAGACUCCCAGCCACAGACAGUUUCAUGGGAAGCCCAGAACUGCAGAACUCGCCCUCACCUGGCCGAAUGCUAGCCACAAAGGAAUUACUUAGGGAAGUCGUAGUGGAGGAAUUUCAACAGUCUACGAGCAAUCCAGAAUCACUUGCCUGCGGAGAGGAUGGCUCAAACGAGCGCGGAGAUGUUACACCGGAUAUGAAGCUCCUGGAAGCAAUCUUCAGGCCACUCGUGGAGGAGAUGCGAGUUGGUCAGGAAUAUCUCGUGGCAGGAUACUUGACUCGUGCACGAAAGGAUGCCAUGGAGUUUUCAGGUCCAAAAAUAGACAAGAGCUUGCCAGACCCCUUCGCAGCAGCAAACACCGUUCCAACUAAACAAUCUUCGUCGUUCAAUCCACUUCGUCGGGUAAAGAUGGAAUCGAAAGUUGUCAAUGCACGCAACAAGGCGCCUCUGAAUGAGUCGCAAGCUAUAGCGUUUCAAUCAGAUACUCAGAGACUACCCAAGUACAACAGUAUUGUUCGUCUGGGUUUGAAUAUUCUUGCACCAAAUGACAAGGAUCUAAGAUAUCUACCCUACUUCCCUUCAGAAGAAGAAAAAGACGGGGCAGAUGCAGCAGACCAUAAACGGCGUGAGGAACUUCUUGAAGGCUUUGACAACCGGAUCAAGUUUCUGCCACAGGAGAGAAAAUGUGCUGAGCAAGCCGACUUUUGGAAAGAACACGCCCAGUACUUUUUAGAGGAAGUUGGCUGUACUUGUGUUGAUGUCAUGUUCUACCUGUUACAUGAUGAAGAUGCUGAAUGGAGGCCUGAAUGUCAGAUCUCGGAGGAAGCACUAUCACAAUGGCAGGACAGAGAAAUGUGCUGCAGCGCCUGCGAGACCAAGUUUGAAGGUGACCAUUGGGAUCGUUUAUCCGAGACCUUGGAAACGCACAAGCCGGACGAGAAAACACUUGCCCUCGCUGGGCUGGUGUGUUCAGUGUUCAGUAAAUUUGCCCAGUUCAGCAUAUGGCACAUUGUAUCAACUGACGCUGAUGUUUUAAGUUUAAUGAAGGAAACGGAACGGAGGUGGUGGGCAGAAAGAGAGCCCAGACGACCAAAAUCACAGUCUCUCUGCAUGCUAUGCCAUGUGUUCGACUGUCCUACUCAUGGUGCCUAUCUGGAGGACGAUCUACCCAGCAGAAGCAGUAGUGAGGGUGGUCGAGGUUCACCAAAGACUGAUCAGGACUCGAGUAGCGAUUCUUCCGAGGAGGUUGAAACCAAGCAAAACAUCAGACAAACUGUAGCAUUACCAGAAAGACCCCGCCCGGAUGGGCAACAGCAUAUGUGCGGCUUCUUCUGCGUCGAUCCUCGGAUUCAGGACGAGGACAUACUCGGCCUUCACCAGAAUGGUGAGGUAAAGGGCACAUAUAACACGAAGAUCAAAGAAAUAGGGGAUCCAGGCUUCGCAGAUGAAGACACUUGUUCUGAAUCUUGCUUUUGGGAUCUUUCUAAUCGCUCAGGGCGUUCUAUCAAUGACCUGGUCCGCUCUAACCGCGACGAAAGAUUCGCUGACUGGACCGAAAAGGACAUCAAACUUUACAGAGCCAUGCUCGCGGCAUGUACUAGAAUCAGGAGAGGUCCUUGCAUCAUGGCUAUCACUGUUGCACGGCCCUGCAGUGUGAUUUUCCGGGAAAUUCUAUUCGACCUUCAUAGCACGCCGCACCCAGUCCCCAUCAGUGGGACGGAAAAUCCACAACCGCCUCUGACAAAUGGCUACAAGGAUAAGAACUACUGGUUUGAGUCUUCGCAGACCUAUGACCACCAUAAACGCCGACCAUUCGUGCCUUGCUCACAUGUCGGCCCAUGCCACAAAAACCCUGACUGCACUUGCUGGACUGGUAAGAUUGCUUGCGAAUGGAUCUGUGGAUGUGACCGAGCGUGUUCUCGCCGCUUUCAAGGCUGCAGAUGUGUCGCUCGAGGCGCCAAGGUCUGCUUCAAGGAUUCGAACUGUGAUUGCUGGAUCCUGAAUCGGGAGUGUGAUCCGUGGCUCUGUGGAAAAUGCGGCGUGCUUGAAGUCCUUGAUCCAGUCAACCGACACGAUGACAGCAUUCUCAAGGGACGGUGUAAGAAUGCUAUGAUCCAGCGUAACGUUCCCAAACGUACCCUGAAAGGCCCAAGUGAGGUUCAUGGCUGGGGCCUUUUUGCCGGUACAGACAUACGCGCGAAUGAAUUUAUUGGAGAGUACAAGGGCGAGGUGAUCAGCGAAGAGGAAUCCAACCGGCGCGGUCUGGUGUACCACUAUCGUGGAAUCGAGUACCUGUUCCGACUCAACAAAGAGCAAGAGAUCGAUUCAAGCAGGGCAGGAAACAAAAUGCGCUUCAUCAAUAACAGCGAACGCCCCAGCACCAUCAACAUCUAUCCCCAGCCGAUGCUUUGCAACGGAGUUCAGCGGAUUGGUCUCUUUGCCAAGAGAAAUCUUUCGGCGGGAGAAGAGAUGUUCUUCAGAUAUGGAUAUCCAGAAUCUGUCACAAAGCACUUCUGGGAGAAAGAAGAUCUUCAGGCCCGAAGAGCCUUGAGCAAUGACAAUGUGCUCGAUGGUAAUGAAGCAUCCAAGGCCGAGCGUAACAAGGGAAAGGGUGUCAAGGCUGCGGUAGUUGCUACCAAGCAAACGGCCAGGAAGGGGGUAAGCAGGCGGAUCAAGAAAGUGCUGCAGAGGCCUGGCGGCAAGGAGAGACACGCUCACUUCCUCGAUGACAUUGCUGAUGACGACGAGCCCGAGGCGUCAUCCUCCCAACCACUUUCCCACCCACUGCAUCGUUCCAAGAAACGAAAACGCAAUUCCAGCCCCGUUGUCGAUGAAACCGCAUUCGAUCUACCCGGAGCUGAAUCUAAGGACUCAAGAGAAGAAGAAGAAAGUGCACCCGGCCCAUCAGGGUCCAGCAUCGGCGCACGCACCGAAAUUGCUGAAUCAGACACCGACGAUGAAGAAUAUGAAGAAGACGAUUCGGAAGACGAUGCCUCGGAUGAUGACGAGGACGAGGACGAUGACAACUCCAUCGCCUCGGACGUGGAAGCAGACAUCUUCGAUGAAGAUUUGACGGUCAACCCAACUGCCCGCCGGCCGCGUGCCUCAACCUCAACCUCGGCCUCAGCUUCAGCUUCCGCCUCAGCCUCAGCCUCCCAAUCCCUCCUCUCCUCGCGGCAGAGCAGUUCCAGCAACAAAAGAAGCCUCCAGACCGCGGCAGCGAGAGCGGUAUCGCUAGAGAACCGGAGGAGGGCCAAGGAACGGAAGCGCGGCAUGAGUGAGGCUGGCGGUGGCAUGGGUACCGAGGUGGUGGAGCAUGGUCCCUCUGGUGCUGCUGCGGCAAGGCCCGUCAUCGGGUCGACCGGCUCAUCAGGCCCAAGGAGCGGUAGGGGGGCCAAAAAGUCGUCAGGUGGUAAGGACAGUGACUCGGUGAUCGCGCCGGGCAGGGGUAGUGGUAGGGGUAGGAAGAGGGGAAGACCGGUUGGGUGGAAGAAGGGCGUGCAUUUCAAGUGA